Cuculus canorus (common cuckoo) is the source of this 1567-nucleotide messenger RNA. RefSeq names its product ILK associated serine/threonine phosphatase (gene ILKAP). Bases 95 to 1267 code for a protein of 390 amino acids. Gene Ontology annotation, biological process: protein dephosphorylation. Lineage: Eukaryota; Metazoa; Chordata; Aves; Cuculiformes; Cuculidae. Gene Ontology annotation, molecular function: cation binding; protein serine/threonine phosphatase activity. The record is from RefSeq and is a predicted model, not a curated record. The transcript is spliced from 12 exons.
CUUCCGGCGCGGGCGGCGAGUGGCCGCGGGCCGCGAUUGGCGGCAAGGGCCGGGGAGGGUGGUGCCGCGGCAGGAAGCAACGGCCUGGGCGCCGAUGGAUCUCUUCGGGGACCUCCCGGAGCCCGGCUCCUCGGCCGCGGGAAAGGAAGCCCAGAAAGGGCCGCUGCUCUUUGACGACCUCCCACCAGCCGUCAGCGCUGACUCAGGGAAAGGAGGAUCUUUACUCUUCGAUGAUCUUCCGCCAGCCAGCAGCAGUGACCCAGCCUCCAGUGCUACUGAGCAGGACUCGUCAGCAGGGAGCCACAGGAAAGGGGAGAAGAGAAAGUCCUUGGAGGAGGAAGAGAAGAAUGGCAGGGAAGAACUUGUGGAAAAGAAAGUUUGUAAAGGCUCAGUGGGCAUUUUUGGAUUGAAGGGUUAUGUGGCAGAGAGGAAAGGUGAAAGAGAAGACAUGCAGGAUGCACACGUCAUCUUAAACGAUAUCACUGAGGAAUGCCAGCCUCUGCCCUCCCAAAUCACACGUGUGUCGUACUUCGCUGUUUUUGAUGGCCACGGAGGAGUCCGAGCCUCAAAAUUUGCAGCACAGAAUCUGCACCAAAACCUGAUUAAGAAAUUUCCUAAAGGUGAGGUAGUCAGCGUGGAGAAAACAGUGAAGAGGUGCCUUCUGGACACUUUCAAACACACAGAUGAAGAGUUUCUAAAGCAGGCAUCUAGCCAGAAGCCAGCGUGGAAGGAUGGCUCCACAGCUACCUGCGUCCUAGCUGUCGACAAUAUUCUCUACAUAGCCAACCUUGGGGACAGCCGGGCGAUUCUGUGUCGUUACAAUGAAGAGAGUCGGAAACACACAGCCUUAAGCCUCAGUAAGGAGCACAACCCCACCCAGUACGAGGAGCGCAUGCGGAUACAGAAAGCCGGUGGAAACGUGAGGGAUGGAAGAGUCCUAGGAGUGCUGGAGGUUUCCCGCUCCAUUGGGGAUGGCCAGUACAAACGCUGUGGUGUUAUCUCUGUGCCAGAUAUCAAGCGCUGCCAACUCACACACAACGACAGGUUCAUUCUGAUAGCGUGUGAUGGCCUCUUUAAAGUCUUUACACCAGAAGAAGCUGUGAACUUCAUUGUGUCCUGCCUGGAGGAUAAGAACAUCCAGAUGAGAGAAGGGAAGCUGGAAGCAGAUGCCAGAUACGAAGCUGCCUGUAACAGACUGGCCAACAAGGCAGUACAGCGAGGGUCGGCGGACAACGUCACGGUCGUGGUGGUCCGGAUAGAGCACUGAGAGAUGAGAUGCAGCAGCAGGAUCCCCAGCUGUGGAUGUAAGGGAAGGAAGAAGUUGGUUUACGUGCAUGUGUGGUCAGGAGGGAGGAUCCUGCUGGAUGCUCUUCAGUGUAAAUAAAGGUGGUUUGGUUUUUUUUCUAAUAGUUCUAGCUCACUUGGCUGGCAGUGUUUUCUAAGCGGCUGCCACAGUGGAUCAGCCUACGUGGAAAUCUCUUGUCCUGUCAAACCCCCCAUGAAUGUCUUGGCAAACCAAAUAAAUUCAUUUGGCAGAGGCGCUAGCAAGAGCAGGCAUCUGCGGGCA